Messenger RNA from Eupeodes corollae, 1514 nucleotides. RefSeq names its product zinc finger protein 652. Gene Ontology annotation, molecular function: zinc ion binding. The record is from RefSeq and is a predicted model, not a curated record. NCBI's taxonomy places the organism in Eukaryota, Metazoa, Arthropoda, Insecta, Diptera, Syrphidae. The coding region runs from base 215 to 1417 and encodes 400 amino acids. The transcript has 2 exons. Gene Ontology annotation, cellular component: nucleus.
UUUCAAGAAAUAAAAAAGUUCGAUGAUUCCGUCCUUAAAUUAUUCACGGAAAUUUGCUGAACACACUCAUUACCACCAACAGCUGGUGAGUGGUGUGUCACUACCAAAAAACCGCUGUAUUGCUAUUUAAGUUUGUUUUAUUUAUUUACAAAGUUGUAUUCAAAUUAUUUUACAAAAUAAAAUAUAUUUAUAAAUCGAAAAUAAGAACUUUACUAUGGAAAAUCAAACACAAAAUCUUUGUAGAGUAUGCUUUGAAGUUGGACAUUUCCACCUCAAUGGAUAUGAGAUAAACAUUCAAGGAAAAAACAUAUCAAUAGACGAGAUGAUUAAAAGAUUCUCCGAUAUGGAAUUUACAGCCGAAAAUGCACCCGAGUUGAUAUGCGAAAACUGCACACAUGACCUCGUACAAAGCUAUUUGUUCUUUGAAAAAAUAUUAGAAGCCGAUGCUAAAAUCCUGAGCCUCGCACAAGUCCACGAAGAAGAGAAACAAUUUUACGAACCAGAAUUAUUGGAAUUAAAAUCGGAAAACCAUGAUGAGGAAGAUGCAAGUCAAACUAUAGAAGGCCACGAAGUUAUGAGACAAGAUGUAGAAGGUCAGAACGAGGAAGUUCUAAACUCUAAUGAGGUGACCGUCUACGAAGAGGACCAAUGUGACCUUAUAGAGGAAAUCGCCGAGUCAAAUAUUGUCGAAGAAAUGUACAUAGAAUCUGAGAUUUCGUCGGACGAAAUUGAAGAAAAGAUUCCUACUGCAGAACCAAACGCAUUACCCGCACUUGAAGCUGAUCCACCCGAUGUGGAGUAUAAUGCAGCACCUAUCAACUAUAAUUUUUUGGAAUUCGAAGGCGAAGUCGAAGGAGAGGAAUCAACAGAACCACGAAGAAAAUACCAGAGAAGAAAUAAAGAAGAAAAUGAAAUCGACAAAAAUGGUUCCUUUAUCGUUACUAAAUUCGCCUGCUCCACAAGUGCUCCAGGAAUGCAAAGGAACACAAAUACCGAAGACAAUGACGAAGUUACAUUAAGCGAUGUUCGUAUAAUGAACUACGAAACGGUCGAGGUCAAAGCUGGAAACAUCGAUGUACUCAAUCAAGAUGGACAAAAUGAAUUGCCAAUAGAUGAGAGUCGGGUUUACUUAUGCCAGUAUUGUCCUCGAGCUUUUUCAUCUUCAUCUUUUCUCGUUGCCCAUGUUAGAAAGACGCACGGCUGUAAAUUCUGUUCGAGUUUGUUUGAAAAGGCAAAAGAUCUGUAUGCGCAUAUUCGAGAGGCUCAUUCAAAAUUCGAAUGCGUGGUGUGUUGCAAGGAGUUUGCCAGCAACAGUAAUAUGCGCAAUCACUUGAAGACUGUACACAAAUUAAAGGUGCCUCCAAAUGUUUCACUCAUAUCAUAUAAGAGGCAAAGUGAGAUGGAAGAGACAGUUUAAACAUUGUCAUGCAAGCAUAAAAUAGUUAAUAAAUAUAAUUGUUAUGGUAUAAUUUAAAUUUAGCUCAAGAAAUAAAACUUUUUACAAAAUGUGUGUA